Molecule: messenger RNA, 1823 nt
Organism: Paramuricea clavata
Lineage: Eukaryota; Metazoa; Cnidaria; Anthozoa; Malacalcyonacea; Plexauridae
Source: the annotation of a GenBank genome assembly
AUGCCUGUGAAAGACUACCUGAACAUCAUGCUUGGUAACGAUGCUGUCCGGGAAGAAAUUUUGAAACAUCUCUCAAAGCUACAACGAAUCCUGUCAGAAGAUACCUGUCAGGUUGUACAGCAGAUCAGUGACUUCGACCUGGAUGUAAUCGAAGUGUCGAAUGGGUGUGCAUUCCGGAUUUCUACAAGAGAAUUUUUCGUAUUUCGAAAGGAAGACUUUCGUGGAAAGUCUUCACGUGCGUUUGUGCCGUAUGAUUGUCUUCCACCGCCUAAUCCUGGCUGUUUCGCAGAAGGAAUCAUCAAUUUGUUCCCCCGAUCUGGAGCAGCGCGUCAAGCUGCUCAACAAGUUAUAUCAGUGCCUGUGGCUAAUCGAAUGCCACAAAAAGUCAGAAAACUGGUUUUCUUUGGGCCCAAAAACUCUGGGAAGACUUCUUGGUCCGCCAUUUUUCGCCGUAUCAUGCCGGUUGACAAUAUCGUUUCUGUCACGACUUUUGGGCAAUUCUCAGCCGGUAUGAUACGUUAUGAAACAGAAUUGGUCAUUGCCAACCAUUUGUCGGCAAUGACCCCGAGGACCGUGCGAGCUGUGCUCGAACAGGGAUGUGAUCCCGACCACGAAGCUUUGUUCGACUGCCCUUUUUACAUAACCACGAACAGAUUCACCAAUUACGGCGACCAAAACCACCGUAUCUACAGAAGGUGUAGUGUUUACCAAACCAAUGCCCUUCCGUCACCAACACCUGGGGCUUAUGAGUGGAUUUAUGAGCAUGCUAUGGACUGUGUUGCUUGGAUGGCUGAUAUGAUCAACAACAACAUCGACUUUAUUCGGCAAGAAGAACGAUGGUACGAGGACAUGGCAGGUAAUAAUUUGAGUACCAAAAUUUCCACGUUGCUGUUCACUAAUUUUUCUCUUCCCCUGCACUGAAGUAUUCUUUUGCUAAAGUUGAUCUCUUUUCUUGUUUAAAUCGAUUGACAAAUCACUGCACACAAAUGAAAUUAACACUCGUGUAAACCCAAAAUAUAUAGAAAAGAUCAGCAACAUUUAAACAAAAAGCAUACAAAUUUGUUGUUUUGAGACCUGAGAUGCUCGAUUUCCAAGAAUCGCCAAGUGCUCUGUUCUGUAUUCAUCUCGCUCUGUUUAAAAACUGUGCGGAGAAAGUGACGUUUUCCAACAAUUUCGCUCCGACAUAUAAUGUGAAUGUGGUCUUCAUGAUUAUGAAAGUAAAAAUUGUUGGGGGCGUUUCUGCAUGGCAUAAUAUUAAAUUUUCUUUUUUGUUUUUCUUUCCAGUCAAACAAGUUCUUCCCAGACAAAUUUGCCAACCAGAGCUGGUGGAUGUUGAAAGGUAUGCGUGAAUUAUUUCCUCGUAUGUUUACUUAGCAGAAAUUAUGUGAACAAUUUUUUCAUGGCAGAAUUAACACCUUCAUUCAGUUGUGAGUGUCAACAACCCGGCCUACCUAAUUUAGUCUUUAAAUUGGAAUAAAUGAACAUAAAAGUACAUGGUAAAGUUAGUGAAAGUCUCUUCAUUUUUUUCUAGAGGACCUAACCUUACCGUGCACCAUGAUGAUGAUGGUGAUGGGAAUGAACCUGAUAAUGCUGAGGAACAUAAUGCUGAUGAACAUGAUGCUGAGAAACAUGAUGAUGAUGCUGAUGAUGAUGAUGCUGCUGCUGAUUAUGAUGCUGCUGACGAUGCUGAUGCCGACGACGACCAUGAACAUGAUGAUGAUGACGAACAUGAUGCUGAUGACGAACAUGAUGCUGAUGAUGCUGAUGACGAACAUGAUGCUGAUGAUGCUGAUGACGAACAUGAUGCUGAUGGAGGAACAUGA